Messenger RNA from Eleginops maclovinus (Patagonian blennie), 12265 nucleotides. RefSeq names its product centrosomal protein 350 (gene cep350). Gene Ontology annotation, molecular function: microtubule binding. Gene Ontology annotation, cellular component: centrosome. Lineage: Eukaryota; Metazoa; Chordata; Actinopteri; Perciformes; Eleginopidae. The record is from RefSeq and is a predicted model, not a curated record. Gene Ontology annotation, biological process: microtubule anchoring.
UUGGAUACCCAGCAGUUUCGCUGAGAAACAUCAACACAGUAACCCGGGAAAGGACACCUCGGAGGCGGGUAGCGAGGUUUCUCUUUAGGGACCUCACAGCUGAUCUGGAUAUCUUGUCACACAGACACACACCAACCCGAAAACAAUGGGUGAAUGUCGUUAGAAAAAGUUGCUAUCUUAGUUAGCUAACAUCGGUUUGCUAACGUUAGCCGGCUAAUGCUAACGUUAGCAAACAGCUGAAACUGAAGAAGAAGUCCGAAGAAGUUUGGAUUGUAUUAUCCUUUUAUUAUCAUGAGGAGGGCAGCAUGAAUCUGGACAUCUAGAUACAUCGAUUCCUUUCAUCGUAGGUGAAUGAGAGCGAUGAGGAGCAGCAGGAGGACGGAGGUGUCCGCUCAGCAGCUUACUGAUCACACGAUUGGCACAGAGCUGACAAGUGCAUGGAAGAGUUUAUCUCAGUCCAAAGCUGCUUUGCGGCAUAUAGAAAACCGCCUGGAAGCCGCUCCAGGUACAGGUGUUCUCCUGGACUCGGUCAUGGACCCCCCCAAGAAGAAAUCCUCCAGGACGGUGCGCUGCAGAGAUGGACAACAAGCUGACGGCACCGCGGGAUCUUCGAAGCACCGGGGGCGGAGUCAGCAGAGCCCAGAGAAGAGCAGCUCUCGUAGCCCGCUGAGGAACGCCACGCAGGACAGCAACGUGCGCCGGAACAACAGCGUGGAGUUCAGGGAGCCGCUGGCCUCCUACAGAGAGGCCACCCCUCCACCACACCCCCCCUCUCAGCUGGAGGCCUACAGCCUGCAGUCCUCGCACCCCUCCACCACCCCCCCUCCCUCAGAUCCCCUGCUCAGCCAGAUGGUGUACCAGAGAGAUACCAGGGACUCCCAGACGGACCGGGACCUGGACAGCACUCGCUCCUCGGCUCUGGAGAGCACAGAGGUCCGAUACCUCAACGACCAGCCGGCCCUGGACUCCAUGAGGCCCGCUGGGGUCCGGGUCUCUGCGUGGCAGCAAGACGGCACUCCCAAUGCACAACCGGGCAUGGAGGGCCAGGAGUCGAGUUUAGCUCCAGGUUCCGCACACCGAGAGGAGAGCACCCCCUCGUCAAGCCCCGGGUCGGCCUCCCAGCGGCUGGAGAACCUCCGGCGGCACCAGCCUGACGACAAGCUGGAGAAACUCAAAGAGCGCAUCCGCAGGCAGAGGCAACAUCUGGAGGAGGCUGCAGAGAGAGAGAAGCUGCUGUUCAGCUUGGAGCAACCCGAGGCUGCCGCUGUGGGGAGCAGCAACACGCACACGGUUAUUACACGGAAAGUAGCAGCUGCUCCGCCCGCACCCAUGUACAAAGGUUUCAACAGCACUGAGACUAAGAUCCAGACUCCUGAUGGGAAGGUCUGGAAGGAGGAGGAGUUUCACAACCUCAGCAGGGAGAUAUACAGAGACCUGUCCCGACAGUUUGCUGAGAGCACCAGAUCCAGACAGCAGCAGCAGAGGGAACAGAGAGCAGACCGGUCCAGAGAGAGGAGGCCCCCCAAACCCGUGAGGAAGGUCCACAGAGCGGCCCCUUCCUCUGAGCUGACCGCAAAACCAGUGAUCAGCCCUGCGUCGUGGCGGGAGGGCCAGAAGCUGGUGAAGAUGGUUCUUGGUCCGGUUCCCAAGCUGCUGCUCAGAGAGGAGGACCGGCCGCUGCCAGCUGACAGACUGAGCAGAACAGCUUCCCGCCACCGCUCCUCUUCAGACCCGCGCUCAGAAUCAAACUCCCGGAUCCGACCGAGCAGCACAGAGAGGCCCCGUGGUGGCUCCAAAUCCAAAAGGCGCACCACAGCCACCCCCACCCCCACGGAGCGGGAGCAGCCCCCGUGCGUCGGUACAGACCUCCUGUCAGCGGACAUCCAGGGGAUCCUCGAUGACCUGCAGCUGGAGUGCAAAGCAGCAGAGCGGGAGGAGAGGGCGCGGCAGAGGGCCCGGGGAGGGGGUCGCAGAGGCAGAGGAGGGUCCGGCUCUCGAACCAGGGCUCCUGUCUCCGCUUGGGGGGCCACAACUGGAAGCUCCUCGAGAGGAUGCCGCAGCGCCAGCCCAACCUCAACACAGAACCCCGAUUCGGGGCCCAAAAAGAGACACUACGACGCAGACUCCGUGCGGCAGUACAUCACCCGGCAACAGGAGGAGAGGAAGAGGAGGCAGGCGGAGGAGAAGAGGGCGCUGAGGGAGGAGGCGGACCGGAGGAACCAGAGGCUGCAGGAGCUCUACAGGAAGCAGAGGGAGGCGGUUAUAACAGCUCCCUUUGAGGUUCCUGUGGCCCCUGUGCAGAGCAGACUACAGGAGACCUACGACAAACUGCUGCUGGAGGAGAGCCGGCUGGGGGGGGAGGCGCAGACCCAUCCGGCUGCUGCUGCUAUUCACAUGAGGCCGAUGUACCAGCCCUCAGGAGAGUCGGACAAGGAGAACAAGGGACUGGAGGCCCCUCAGAGCCCCUCCAGCAGCGACAGGUCUCUGAAUGACCAGCAUCCUCCUCCUUUAUCCAGGAACGAUCUGGAUACCGGACUUGCUUCUCUGCUGCAGCCCGAGCGUCUGAGUCCGGCAGUGCGACCCGGCCCCGGCGGCAGCACCAUGGCCCCUUACGGAGAGCAUCUCCUGUCCCAUCUGCUCAGGAUGGAGACAGCAGUGAAGCAGCGUCCGCCCACAUCUCCCUCCAUCAGGCCGCACUCUAAGAUGUCCCGCAUCGAAGCCCUGAAGGCCACUGCAGCUUCCCUCUCCAACCGCAUCGAGAGCGAGGCACGGAAGAUCGCCGGGGAGGGGGUCAACUACGGUGCAGAAACCUCCAUGGAUAUUAUACGACCCUCUGAAGCUCCUGAUGCAGGAAGCUGGGUAGAGACAGCGAAUAACGAUGACCUGGCGUCGAGGAUCCAGAUGAUUUUGACGAGCACGGGUCACACUUCAUUCAAUGGCUCGCCUCUCCCAGGAGCGGGAAAUCUACAUGCACUCAGGGCACAGAAAGACAAGAGGGGUACACACACCUAUUCAAACAAUCCACACACACCUGCAGAUGAGACGGGUUACACUCACGAGAGAAGGAGGCUGGUCAACGGCUUGGAGAAGGUUGACAGAAUGGAUGUAGGAGAACCAAGAAGAGGAGUGACGGAGGAUCAGAAUCGGACAGACCAUCACGACUCCAGUGCCGGGUCCAUCAGCGAGGGUCCUCUGCUGAGUGAAGGGAGUUUCUCUGAGGAAGAUGUGAGUCCCCCUCACCCCUCACACAGUCGUGUUCCCAGACCAGCUGAGCGCCUGGAGGCUGCGGAGUACUGUGCAGCUCAGAGGAAGGACUACCAGAGGCUGUCGGAGUUCCAGAGGGAGGCAGCCCGGUGCUCGGCCCUCAGCUUCCCUCAGCACGAUGGCAGCAAGGCACCCUGGGAGGAGCUGAGCAAAGGAAGCCCUCUGAGCGUCAUCAACAUCUACACCAAGAAUCUCCAGGAAGAGUUACAGGUGAGGAGUGAGAGGAACUCCCCCUCUGCUCUCUCCCCUCCCUCUGCUAACGGCCCUGUAGACGCAGCCGUGUACGAAGACGACUUUGUGUCCUUGCACAGCAGUGGAGCCAGUGCCGCGCUCAAGAGAGGCUCCAACUCACGCAGUGUGAACAGUCACUUUGAGGAGCUGAUGAGGAGGUCACCAGGAGGCAUCAGCUCCCAGCAUUCAUCCUUUCACUCGUCUAUUCACUCCCCACAUCUCUCCACCGGAUCAACCCCGGCUUCCUCCAAGCACUCCGCCAGAAGAAGGGGCACCGCAUCAGACCACAGCGAUGCCACUCUGGUGGAGGAUCACAGGAGCUCCGGCUCUCCUCCAUCGGACGCCGUAUCCGCCGACUCCAGGAGGAGAGGCUCGGACAAAAGCUCUCCCAACAGCCAGGCCAGGAGCGUCCGCUCUAACGACGCUGCGGGGGAGACUCCAGAGCUUUCAAGCCACAGUCAGAAGUCUUCAGCGAUCAGACACAGACAGGCGUCUCCGUCCUCCGGGUCUCCGUCCUCCGGCUCUCCCCCAGGAGGAAGCUCUCCCAGUGAGGCUGUGAGGAGCGGCUCUCUGGAGGGGAAUAACCCAAACACCUCCGCGCGCCCGGGUAGAGCCGAGACCACAGUCGACCUGCAGUACUCCCCCGCCGCCCUGCAGCAGCGCAUGGCCGCCGAGCUACAGUACCUGGAGUCCAUCGAGGAGUCGGUGCGUCAGCUGGGAGACGUGGAGCGGGUGAUGGGCGUGUCCAUGGCCCAGCAGGAGAGCGUCUCAUUGGCCCAGAUGCUCAAGGCCCGGCAGCAGUCUCACGCUCGAGACCUCUACGAGCUGAAGAUCAAAGCUGAGAGGGAAGCUCUGGAGACACAGCUACAGCUGGAGGAGAACCGGCAGAGAGUGGCCAGGGCUCAUAUUGAACUGCAGGAAAACCUGGCGACGAAUCAGAAGGAGACGUUGGAGGGCCUCCAGGAGGCCACUAAAGAGAUGAUGAGUCAGCAGGCGGAGGCGACGCGCUACACGGCCGACACCGCCCGACACAUCCGAGAGAUGGCAGAGUUGGCGCGCUCGCAGAUAGCGGAGGUUCUGGCUCCUCAUGAUGUUUCUGACUCAGAACAGCAGAGCUCCCACUCAAAGCAGCGGCAGGAGUCUGACAGCUUCACUAGUGAGGUGUCCAACAGGAGGACCAGACCGGAGGAGACCCUGUCCUCCCUGAACAGCCUCAGUCACUCUGACUCUCUGUCCUUCAGGAGACCAAACAUCAGUGGAGCCGACUCCAGCAGCAUCCACAGCCCGUCACAUGCGUCGCCCGAUCACAGAGACAGAGACCGCGAAGAAGGAUGCAGGAGAAGGGAAGAGAGGAAGGAGAGGGAGGUGGGCAGCAGCUCCAUAGAGGAGGAGGUUCAUACAGCAGCCAAUGACUCCCUCUGCAGCGACAGCAUCCCCUCUGUAGUGGAGGACAAAGGAGACACUACGUCCAUUGCAACCGAGUACUCUCUGAAGUUUGACGAGUCGAUGACGGAGGACGAGAUCGAGGAGCGCUCGUUCCGCUCUCUGCUGCCCUCCGAGGCGCACCGCCGGGGAACCAUGGAGAAGAUGCCCCGCCCCCACGACGAGUCAGAGGACGAUGGAGCCAAUCACAACACCACAGUGGUUUCAGGGGCUCAUCACGUCUUAAAGCCUCAGGAUGCCAGCAUGUCCUUCGCCGGCGGGCAGGACAGCUUCUCCCAGUUCACCAUGGACAUGGUGCGUCAGUACAUGAAGGACGAGGAGGUGCGGCUGCAGCACCAGAGCUCCCUGCUGCACCUCCGGCAGAAGGCCGUCAAAGAGAAGACCAAGGCGGAGCUGGCCUGGCUGGAGCACCAGAAGAAGAGGCUGAGGGACAAAGGAGAGGACGACAAGAUGCCCCCCAUCAGGAAGAAGCAGAGGGGCCUCCUGAUGAAGCUACAGCAGGAGCAGGCAGAGAUCAAGAGGCUUCAGGAGGCCAACAGAGCGGCCAGGAAGGAGGGGCAGCUGUUGCUGAAGCAGCAGGAGGAGAUUGAGCGGAUGAGGAACUCUACCCUCCGCCUGAAGGAGCGUCUCAAGAGUGCCGGGGGGGAAACGCCACCUGAGACCCCCGUGUCAGAGACCCCCGUCUCCGAAGCAGCCUCCCCCAACACGAGGCGCGCUGAAGACGUACGCAGCGCCUCCCCCCCGCUCUCCAUAUCUGGAAGUGAGACGAGCAGCAUCAUGCAGAAGCUCAAGAAGAUGCGCUCACACACGGAUGAGAAACUCUGCUCUCCUGUCCACUGCUUCUUCUCUGUGCUCACGGCUCACCACUGGGCCUCCCUCAGUGUCUGUCUUCCCAACCUCCACCCUAAAUUCCAGCUCUUUAUCUACAACCAUUUGGUCAGGUUCCUGACGAAGCGGGAGCAGCAGCUGAUGCAGAGGCGGCACCAUGCGGAGGAGCUGCUGCAGUGGAAGCAGCGUCUGGACCGGGAGGAGGCCGAGGUCCGGAGGAUGGAGAAGGAGGCGCUGGCUUUAUGGGACAGACAGGCCUCACGGGACGAGGCGAAGAGUCAGGAAAAAGAGGUGUCUGACAUCAGCCAGAGUCACCGCCAAAGCUCGGAGCCCAGAACUGACAGCGAGAAAGAGUAUGUCAGUGAUGGUUUCUCAGUGACUCCUGAGUCCAGUAUCCACACAGAGGGACCGGAGGCCCCUCAAACAGGAAGUCCAGCUUCAGCUCCACCUGCUUCAAACCCUGAAACACCGUCAGUAGCCUCGGUGCGCAGCAGCCCUGCAGACUACAGCCAGGACUUCACUUCCCCCAGCAGACAGUCUCUGAGAGGAAGCCUCACCCCCGCAGCCUCUCAUUCACACGGCAGCAAGAUGCAGCUCCGAGCCUCCAACCGGACCCCCAACCAGGAACCCCUCCCACACAAGCACACUGAACACAUUUCAGACCAGAGUGACAUAGAGAGCCGGAUCCGGGGUCUGAAGGAGGAAGUCCGGAAGAGGAAGUUCAUGGCCCACCAGCUGAAGAGGGAGCAGAAGAAGAGACACAAGGAGCACCUGAAGGCGCAGGAGGCCAGCCUGCUCAAGCAGCUGGAGAGCUACAACAACUUCAUCGAGAAAACUAAAGCAGAGCUGAACAAGAAGCCGGACUCAACGCCUGAUAACUCUCAGAUCAAAGACUCAAUCGCUGAGCCGCCCAGCAUCAAAACGCCUGCUGACCGGUCUGAAGCCGGCAUCCUCUCUGGAAGGACGCACGUCGAUGCUUCAUUAGAACACAAUGCCGUCCCUCAGCCCGAUCUCAGCAGAUCCACCUCGGUGCCUGAAGAGUUGUCCGAUGAAGACCCUCGGACCGUCACUCCCACCCCGGUGCACGGCAGCCCUCAGAGGUCCUAUGAAGAACCGGAGGUGAUAGUGAGCUCCAGGUUUGAGGAUCGACCGUCUGAACCUGGCUCCAAAGAGAAGUUUUCUACAUCUGUAAUCCUAGAAGGAGAUAAACAGUUAAACACGAGGGAAACAUCUGAAGCUCAGAAAGCAGAGGACCUCGAUCUGAACGACAGACCCAGUGACUCCUCCUCACAGAAGGACGUGGAAGCUUCUUCUCCCAGAGCACACGGUUACCACGAUGACUUUGAGUCUUCAGCUGAUUCUUCUCCCAGGGAUCUCAGCUCCAAACCUGCCUCUCAAAUCCCCAGAAGGGACUCCCCACCUGAGAGCCAGGACGAGGAGGAGGUGGAGGAGGAAAUAGCAGAAGAACUGAGUCACCGCUCAGGGACGAGUGGAUCCAGCCACCACUCUGUGAGACUGCUGGAUUUCCAGAACAAUGCAGAAGACUCCAAUCAUGUAACCUGUCCUGCCUCUCCUGUCAGAGAUGAGAUGCUGAGUUUUAACAUCGGAGAUCGAGUUCUGGUGGGAGGUGUGCAGCCGGGCACGCUGAGGUUCAAAGGGCCGACCAGCUUCGCUAACGGCUACUGGGCCGGAGUGGAGCUAGACAAGUCCGAGGGCAGCAACAACGGCACCUACGACGGCGUGGUGUACUUCGAAUGCGACAAGAGCCACGGGAUCUUCGCUCCUCCGGAUAAAAUCUCACACCUGCCGGACAAGUUUGAGAUCGACGCCGACACCACGGAGGACGAGGACUCCUUCUGCGACAGCCUGUCGGAGAAAGGGGAUAAAAAAGAGGAGCGGGAAUCACACAAACAAUGGAAUGAAAAUGAAUCUAAUAAGGUCUUUAACUCUGGAGAUAAAAAGGUGACGGAUGAAUCGAACAAUAAUGUCAAAGAAUCCAAGCAUCCUGUUCCUAAUGGCAGGGACAUUAUGCUGGAGAUUAAAGAUGCUCCCACCACCCUCCUCAUCUCUGAUAUCGACCUGGGGAAGCAGAGACAGAAGGAGAUCACCCCCCGUGUUGAGAGGGAAGAGGUCGACUCACAUGAGGUGAAUCUGUCCUCAGACAUCCGGGCUGACGAGGGGAAACGGAAAGCCCGCCUGGACUCGCUCGCAGACCACCUCCUCAACAACUGCAUGAGAGACACCGUGGCGCAGUUUGCUGAAAUUAAAAGGGCUAAAGAGCAGAAGAUCGACACCGCCAAUCAGAUGAACGGAGAGCUGGUUGGGGAGAGAGUUGAUCAGGAAGAAGAGGACUGGUUCCCCUCCGUGCAGCAGAAGGACGGACUGCCCUUCUUCCUGCCUUCAGAGAAAGAGGAGCUGACUUCUCCGGAGCUGUGCAACCAACCUGAGAGUCCGGUGCUGGGGGUCAGCGGGCAGGAGGAGCUGGCGAAGCGCCUGGCAGAGCUCGAGCUGAGCCGGGGGCUGCUGGAGGACCUGGGCGACGACCAGGACUGGUUCGAUGAGGACUUUGGCCUCAGCUCCCGCAAAGAACAACAGAGACUCAAACAGAGGGAGGAAGAGGAGGAGGAGAGGCUGGGCAGGUCCUCAUCAUCUGCUGCAUCCCUGGGGGGGUUGAUCUCAUCCUCAGGGGGAGAGCAGCAGGUUAAGAUCCCACCCAGACCUGAGCUUCCUCUCCCCCUGCCCCCCAAACUCCCCGAGCAGCCCGCCAUGGUGGUGCCUCACUCCGCCACCGAGGUGGAGAAGAUGGUGCACGCCGCCACUCAGGAGAUCUGGGAGAGCUGUGGCCUGGGGAGGGAGGGGGGGGCACGGACCCUCGCACAGCUGCCCACCCCCCAACCCUCACAGGAGUAUCUGGGGAAGGAGGCUGACAGCCAGGAGCUGGAGGCGCUCUGCAUCCACAGCUACAGAAAGGCGGUGUUCGACCUGACGUGGGAGAUGCUCCAGGAAAUUUACGCCGAGGAGCCGAACUCCGAUCAGCCUCAGUGGGUCAAACCACAGAGGGUCAGGUCCUCCUUCUUCCACAGAGUCAAAACCACAGGAGACCUCAGCAAGAUCCAGGACUUCAUCUCAGCUGAGGUCCUGAAAGUGUACGGGCUGACCAAAGACCACAGCCUGAAGACGGACUGGCAGAAGAUGCUCAAGUUCGGCAAAAAGAAGCGAGACAGAGUCGACCACAUUCUGGUCCAGGAGCUCCACGAGGAGGAGGCUCAGUGGGUGAACUACGACGAGGACGAACUGUUCGUGAAGAUGCAGCUUGCCGACAGCAUCUUCGACGCCCUGCUGAAGGACACCGCCAACACGCUGACGCUAAUCUACGACAAGAGGGCCAAGAGAGGGAACUCCCAACCCCCGUCCCCCUCCUGACAGACCUAAAAACUACAACCUCUCCCCGUCUUCCACCAGCUGACGUGCCAACAGUGACCCUCAGAUGCCUUCGACCCCUCGUUACCUCUCGGCUCAACUCUCCAGACAGCUGGAUUUUCCCUCAGCUAACCCUUUUAUAAUCACUAACACACACACACACACACACACACACACACACACACACACACACACACACACACACACACACACACACACACACACACACACACACACACACACACACCGCCUCUCGAGAAACCCAGCCUUCUGUCACCUGAACACACACCUUGUCUUGCCUCCUUUUUCCGAGCGCCGGCUGGAGAGAAUAAGACGGACCGUACCAUUUGUAACGUAACGUCCAUCAGUGCUGCUAAACUGCUCGUUCCAGAGGGGAUAUAAACCCACCUGGAAUCUGUAAGUAGAUAUAAAUAUAUAAACUGUAUAUAUGGAUUCACAGAGUAGCAGAGAAUAUACGGGGAGGAGUUGGAACUGUGACAGGGUCUUCACAUCCAGCCUCUUCUUUAAAGGGUCUGCCUUAAAUUAAAAUAGGAUCUCUGUAAGACUCGGACGUUACAGCCGUCUUUACUUCUCGAUUGUUUGAGACUUUCUACUGGUUUUGAGGUACUAAAAAAACAGCUUAAUUAGGACGUAGUUCUCCUCAUUCUGGCUUUAAAUUAUUCGGCUAUUUAUAAGAAAGAUAUUCGCAGCACUUUAACUUUAAUAAACACAUUUUUAAUCCAAUGUGCUGGAGGAGGAUGACAGUGACUCACUAUAUUUAUUGGUGCGAUCGGAGGAUUUAGGAUGACACUAUCUAAUGGAAAUGUAAAAAAAAAGCAGAAAUGUGAACACGGCAAUAUAUUAUACAGCACGUCUAAAGAAUACCUGACAAAGGAACGAGGGGUUUAUUAGUUCUGUGUGACUCUAAUUGUGUCCCACUUCCCUACUACACAUCCACCUGUGCUAGGAGAUGUCUCUAAAAGCCAGACAGCAAAAAAAGUGUUAAAAAAGGCAAUUUUCUGCUUUUUAGGAACAUAGUGACAUCCAUGGCUCCUAUUGGCUAGCACGCUAAAGGGCGGGACAUCUCUGAGCUGGUUGACCAAUCAGAGCAGCAAAGCAGACUGGGCUCUGGAGGGAAAUAAAUGAUGCUAAUUUACACCUGAAGAUGAGCAGAAUAAGGCCUCUUUAGUAAUCUGCCAUUCAUGAUCUUAUUAUUGGGACAAAACUGUUAGCGUUGGGUGCAAACACUUCCAAAGAUCAAGUCAUUUCUGUAUCCAGGCAGGUGUUUUGUAGAUGUAUGUAGUAUGACGGUGGGACACGGGACAGACACAGGACAGAAGUGAAAUGCUGGAUUUUAGCCUUACUUCUCCUGCAGUUCACCUGAUAAAAACACCUCAUCGGCGCUCCGGACACAGCAUGUCUCUACCUUCAGUUGAAGUGCCUCUCGUUUACAUUUACUACAAACUCUGGACCUGUUUUCCUUUUGAAUGUCUCUCUCUUUUACAACUGCUGUACACUCCCGUUUUUCUAAAUCAUCUUUGGACUCUUCCUUCUCGCCGCUUUGCCAACUCUUCAGUUUCUGCCUUACAUCAAACCUUUCUCAUCCUCCUUUUUCUAACCCAACCGCUGACUCACUCUCUCUGUCACUGGUCCACGUCUCCCUCACAUCUGUGCAUAUAGACACAGUGGAGUCAUUGUGUUGACUUUAAUCUGUAUCAGGAACUAGACUGUACACACACACACACACACACACAGUUUGAGUCCAAGGGCCUAUUUUAGUCCUGCUGCUUUCAUCUUGCAACAUGUGUGACAUAACCUGGAGCUAAAGUGACCUUAAACUGACUCUGUGUUUUUCUACCGUCGAUGUUUGAAGAGUUACUGAAGUGUUUUUUCAAACUGUAAAUUAUAUAAUCGUCGGGUUUUCAGCUUUGUGAACCCCGUAAAUGUUAAAUACCCCCAGGUUUCAUGUUAGAAAUGUAUAGUAGGGGGGCUCCAGCACAUACAAACUACAGGGUGCUAAUGUGCAUAUGUUGGGCAAUAGUUAAGGAAAGCUUGCCCGAUUUGGACAAAGUCUGAGUGGUUUUGGAGGUAAUUGACGAUGCUGAGUCCAUUUCUGACAUUUCCAGGAUCCAAAGUUACUGUUUUAAUUACAGAAAGACACCAUAGUUGUACUCUCUGUGGGCUUAAGCAAUCUGACGAAUCCAACGGGUCUAGAGUGCCCUAAAUCUUCCAAAUGGACCCAGAAUUAAUCAAAAUCAGCCUCUAGAGAGGACAAAUAACGCUAUUUCUGGUUCUGAAAAUGUUUACCUGGGGAGGGAGGGUGGGGCACGGACCCUCGCACAGCUGCCCACCCCCAAACCCUCACAGGAAUCGGUAAUCGGUUAUCCCCCAAAUCCACUGCAAAAUUAUCCAAACUGUUGUCCUCAUAGGCGUUAAUGUUAAUUAAUGCUGAUUAACCUGACUGCAAAUUGCCCAACAUAUGCAGGUUAGCAUCCGGCAGUUUCUAUGUGCUGGAGACCCCUGCUACACAUUUCUCUCAUAAAACUGUGGGGUCUCAACACCUCCAGGUUCCCAACCGGCUGCAGACUAUAAUGUAGAAAAAGACCAAAACCAUGUGGCAGCGACCUCUCCGUCUGUAUGAACCUGUACCGCUUCAACCCCAACCCCUGUGAGGUCCUGUUGGGACUGAUUGUAAGAGGGAGGGGGUCCCGGUGUAUCUAUGCAGUACUCAGUCUGAGCGGACCAACCAGCCCCCCUCCUGCUGUAGAUCCAGAACCAAGAAGCUGCUCGGAGCACGGUUUCCCUUUAAUGGACUUUAAUCUAAAUGAAUUAAAAGAAUAGGCACAACGUUUUUGAUUCUCAGACGAACCCGAGUCGUUUCCUGUUUGAAAUGUUAAUUAAUAUUUAUAAUAAUGUGCUGAGCGUGCGCAGCGUGCGCUGGAGGGCAGUUCUCUGCUGGCUGUAAAUAUCCUGUUACUGUAAGCUGUUGUGAGAUACACACUGUUUGCAAAUAUGUGCAAAUUAUAUAUUUGGUAACUAAAUGAACCUGUAAAUAAAGCUUUCAUUGUUUCUAAAGGAA